Lentinula edodes (shiitake mushroom) is the source of this 1464-nucleotide messenger RNA. RefSeq lists its product as uncharacterized. The record is from RefSeq and is a predicted model, not a curated record. The coding region runs from base 305 to 1285 and encodes 326 amino acids. The transcript has 21 exons. NCBI's taxonomy places the organism in Eukaryota, Fungi, Basidiomycota, Agaricomycetes, Agaricales, Omphalotaceae.
UAUAUGGCGUGGUGCCCGAAUAUACAGUCGGGCGCUACAUAGAAUUCAGAGCCUACAAAGGCUCCCAGCUGCUUCCAAGCGGGCAGAGAUGUAGUUCACAUUUUUGGUACCGUCAAAGGAAUUCUAUUCGGUCGUACUGUGUACAGCGGUGUACAGUACAGUACAUAUAUCGGCACACAUAUAUAGGUCGUUGACGGCGUCGCAAAAUGCUACACACCCUCAUUUUGAACACCCGGUUGAAUCAGCUUGAACCAUCGCAAUCCCCAGAAUCUAUAUUGGUCAACCGUACUGGACAAGACACAGAAUGGUUCAGGCAAAUAUAGAUAACACUCUGGGAGCACUGUUCAUCGGUCUCAUCCUUUCAGCUGUGUACGUGACUUUGUCUCAAACGUGGUUUUACUUCAGCGCUCAACAGCAACGUGAACAUUCGGAUCCAUUAUGGCUCAGAGCAACAGUUGUCGUUGUGGUCAUACUUGACUUCUUGCACCAGCUUUUCACCAGCCAUUGGAUGUAUGAUUAUUGUGUCACGAAUUUUGGCAACAGUGCAGCCCUAGACGUGCUUCCUUGGAGCUACUAUGGAAUGGCAUAUCCAACGGGCGUUGUGACUGUGAUAGUACAGAGCUUCUAUGUGUGGCGAGUGUGGAAAUUGAGCAACAACGUCAUUAUUGCUGGCGCGAUCUGGUCCUUAUCGCUUGCUCAAUUCGGCGCAUUCCUUUAUUAUGUUGCUCGAGUGUUUGGUGUUCCCAAUGCAUCAGAUCUCUCAUUAGUGUUGGGUAACUAUGCGAUCCUUGUGAAUGCCAUUGGAGCUACUUGUGACAUUGUCAUUGCCUGUGCGAUGGUGUUUUAUUUACGUCAAUCACGAACUUCGAUUAAAAGGACGAAUCAUUUACUGCGUUCCAUCACAAUCUUUACUGUUACAACCGGCAUUGUCUCCAGCGUCUGCGCCAUCAUGGUUCUUUCUAUGGCCGCUGCUUAUCCCGGAACAAACAUUGAGCUUACUUUCUAUUUCAUGCUGACUCGGCUCUAUGCAAACUCCUUUUUGGCAACUCUCAACGUCCGUGAUCAUCUCAGGGAGCUCGGUCACGGCGGUAUUAUCACCACUUCUAACUUCGUACAAACUCGGACUACUGCUGCUGUCCAUCGUACCGUUUCGCACGAAAUGGAUGACUUCCCUCGUCAAAAGGGUACACAGAAUUUUGAUAGAGGUCAUAGCGAACUUGAAGACCCCGGGACCGUCAUUUCCGUGAAGGUAGAUAGAAUCACGGACGUAGAUUACAAGUCUUAAUAAGUUCUUGAGAGUCUCAAGAUCUACUAAGGACAGUUGCGCAUGUAUCUAGGUAGUUCAUUCUCGUAUCAGUGCACGACUUUCCUUCACUCCAUGAACCUACGACCUGCGAUCUGCGUUGUCAAUAUAUCCGUACAUCAGCGAAAAUAUUACAUAGUACAAAGAUAUCAUCGAAUACA